AUGAAGGCAUCUCUACUCUCCCUCUUCGCCUUCUCCCUAGCCGGGACCACCCUCGCCGCUCCUCCCAGCCUGGCGGAGAGGGCCAGCGGUGGAAAGUUUGACCAGGGCCAGCCCAUCAGUGGCGAUGGAAAGGGUGCCCCCAUCCUCGGCGGCACCGACCGUGAGAGGGACCAGUCCAACCCGGAUAACCUGGGGAGGCAGUCGACCGACAACGGCAUCGUGCCCAACCUGAAAUGGAGCUUCUCCGACUCCAAGACCAGGAUCCUCAACGGCGGCUGGGUCCGCGAGCAGCUCGUCCAGGACCUCCCCUCCAGCGGUGACAUCUCCGGCGCUCAGCAGCAUCUGACCAAGGGAUCUUCCCGAGAGCUCCACUGGCACCGCGUCGCCGAAUGGGGCUUCCUCUACGCCGGCGAGGCCAUCAUCUCGGCCGUCGACGAGAAUGGCUCGUACCAGAGCGUCAAGAUUGGCUUCGGAGACAUCUGGUACUUUCCCAAGGGUGUCGCCCAUACCAUACACGCCCUUGAGGAUGCCGAGUACCUCCUCGUCUUUGACGAUGGCGACUUUGAGAAGAGCGGCACCACCUUCAACAUUGACGACUGGCUCGCCCACACCCCCAGAGACAUCCUCGCCAAGAACUUUGGCGUAGACGAGUCCGUCUUCUCCGACAUCCCCGACAAGAAUCCUUACAUCGUCAACGGCACCGUCAGUGACGGUCACAUUGCCGACGGCCCCGACGACAACAUCGUAGACGACGCCUCCUUCAUCUACCGCACCCUGCAGCACGGUCCCGAGAAGACUGGCGGAUCAGGUGGCAGCCUUUACAAGAUCGACUCUACCAACUUUCCCAUCGCCAAGACCAUUGCUGCCACCUACGUCACUCUUGAGCCCGGUGCUCUUCGUGAGCUUCACUGGCACCCCAACGCUGAAGAAUGGCUAUACUUCCACAAGGGCAAAGGCAAGGCCACCGCCUUCACCGGCAACACCAACGCCAGGACCUUUGACUUUGCCGCCGGCGACACUGCCGUCUUCCCCGACAACGCAGGCCACUAUAUCGAGAACGUUGGCGACGAGGACCUCGUCUACAUCGAGAUCUACAAGUCCGACCGGGUCGCCGACAUCUCGCUCACCCAGUGGCUAGCUCUGACCCCUCCCGACAUCGUGGCCAACAUCCUCAAGGUGCCCAUCGAGUUUGCCAGGUCCCUCAAGAAGGAGAAGCAGACCUUUGUCGCUGCAUCUUCUUAG
Geosmithia morbida is the source of this 1242-nucleotide messenger RNA. Its product is annotated as oxalate decarboxylase. Gene Ontology annotation, biological process: oxalate metabolic process. NCBI's taxonomy places the organism in Eukaryota, Fungi, Ascomycota, Sordariomycetes, Hypocreales, Bionectriaceae. The transcript has 5 exons. The coding region runs from base 1 to 1242 and encodes 413 amino acids. The record is from RefSeq and is a predicted model, not a curated record.